AUGCGUUUACAUGCAUAUGACUCAUCCAAGGCUUAUAAAGAUAAGAUUAAGUUUUAUCAUGACAGGAAGCUGGUGAAUAAAGUCUUUAAUCCAGGGCAGCAAGUGUUAUUAUUCAACUCAAGAUUGAAGCUAUUUCCUGGGAAGUUGAAGACAAAAUGGUCAAGACCAUUCGUAGUAAAAGGAGUGCAUCCACAUGGAGCAAUUGAACUACUUGAUCCAACUGCUGAUGAUCCACAGAAAAGUUGGGUGGUGAAUGAUCAACGUCUCAAGCCUUAUCUAGGACGAGAAGUGCAACGCUUGUCCACAAUGAUGCAGUUGGUUGAUCCUUGA
Molecule: messenger RNA, 330 nt
Organism: Vigna angularis (adzuki bean)
Lineage: Eukaryota; Viridiplantae; Streptophyta; Magnoliopsida; Fabales; Fabaceae
Exons: 1
Coding region: 1-330 (109 amino acids)
Source: RefSeq, a predicted model, not a curated record